Molecule: messenger RNA, 2074 nt
Organism: Chrysochloris asiatica (Cape golden mole)
Lineage: Eukaryota; Metazoa; Chordata; Mammalia; Afrosoricida; Chrysochloridae
Gene: STK39
Product: serine threonine kinase 39
Exons: 19
Coding region: 1-1569 (522 amino acids)
Biological process (GO): protein phosphorylation
Molecular function (GO): ATP binding; protein serine/threonine kinase activity
Source: RefSeq, a predicted model, not a curated record
AUGGCGGAGCCGAGCGGCUCCCCCGUGCACGUCCAGCAGCCCCAGCAGGCGGCUCCGGUGACAGCGGCGGCAGGGCCAGCCCCGGCGGCCGCAAUCGGCUGGCCCAUCUGCAGGGACGCGUACGAGCUGCAGGAGGUUAUCGGCAGUGGAGCAACUGCUGUGGUUCAGGCGGCUCUUUGCAAACCUAGGCAAGAACGUGUAGCAAUCAAGCGGAUCAACUUGGAAAAAUGCCAGACCAGUAUGGAUGAACUAUUAAAAGAAAUUCAAGCCAUGAGUCAGUGCAGCCACCCCAACGUAGUGACCUAUUACACCUCUUUUGUGGUGAAAGAUGAACUUUGGCUGGUUAUGAAAUUGCUAAGUGGAGGUUCUAUGUUGGAUAUCAUAAAAUACAUCGUAAACCGAGGAGAACACAAGAACGGCGUUCUGGAAGAGGCAAUAAUAGCCACGAUUCUUAAAGAAGUUUUGGAAGGCUUAGAUUAUCUACACAGAAAUGGUCAGAUUCACAGGGAUUUGAAAGCUGGAAAUAUUCUUUUGGGUGAGGAUGGUUCAGUACAAAUAGCAGAUUUUGGGGUAAGUGCAUUCUUAGCAACAGGGGGUGAUGUUACCCGGAAUAAAGUCAGAAAAACUUUUGUUGGCACCCCAUGUUGGAUGGCCCCCGAAGUCAUGGAACAGGUGAGAGGUUAUGACUUCAAGGCAGACAUGUGGAGCUUUGGAAUAACUGCCAUUGAAUUAGCAACAGGAGCAGCGCCUUAUCACAAGUACCCGCCCAUGAAAGUGUUAAUGUUGACUUUGCAGAAUGAUCCACCCACUUUGGAAACAGGAAUAGAGGAUAAGGAAAUGAUGAAAAAAUACGGCAAGUCCUUUAGAAAAUUACUUUCACUCUGUCUUCAGAAAGAUCCUUCCAAAAGGCCUACAGCAGCAGAACUUUUAAAAUGCAAAUUCUUCCAGAAAGCCAAGAACAGAGAGUACCUGAUUGAGAAGCUGCUUACAAGAACACCAGACAUAGCCCAAAGAGCCAAAAAGGUAAGAAGAGUUCCAGGGUCAAGCGGUCACCUUCAUAAAACCGAAGACGGUGACUGGGAAUGGAGUGACGAUGAGAUGGAUGAAAAGAGUGAAGAAGGGAAAGCAGCUUUUUCUCAAGAAAAGUCACGAAGAGUAAAGGAAGAAAAUCCCGAGAUCGCAAUGAAUGCCAGCAGUAUUCCGGAGCAAAUCCAGUCUCUUUCUGUGCAGGACUCUCAGGGCCAACCCAAUGCUAGUGAAGACUACAGAGAAGCUUCUUGUGUUGUGAACCUCGUUUUAAGAUUAAGAAACUCCAGAAAGGAACUUAAUGACAUACGAUUUGAGUUUACUCCAGGAAGAGAUACGGCAGAUGGCGUUUCUCAGGAACUCUUCUCUGCGGGCUUGGUCGAUGGUCAUGAUGUAGUUAUAGUGGCUGCUAAUUUACAGAAGAUUGUAGAUGAUCCCAAAGCAUUAAAAACAUUGACAUUUAAGUUGGCUUCUGGCUGUGAUGGAUCAGAGAUUCCUGAUGAAGUGAAACUGAUCGGGUUUGCUCAGCUGAGUGUCAGCUGAUGUAUGUCCCUUGAUGUCAGCCUUAUCUGUCAUGCCUCUCCUCACCACGAGCCCCUCAACCUUCCCUCUCCCUGCCCAACACCUCCUACCCCUUCACUCCCACUUCCCAGGAAAAUCAGAAGAUUGUGAAGAGGCCGGCUUAGACGAAAAUGGGAUAAAAAAAAUUUUUUUUUUUUUAAACUUUCAACACUCUGAGUUCUGCUUUAUUCUGUAGCAAUCCACAGUACGAGAACAAGCAAAUUCCACAGCUGCACGACUGUUGCUAAUUUUUCCAAAAGCUAUUUAACAUUCUUAGCAAUCAAUCUGGAUAUCCCUUAGGUGAAAAGAAUUUGAAAUACACUCAGGUGGUCCUAUUUAUUGGCAACAAAAAGAAUUUUCUAUCUGAAGCCUAUUUCUUCUUGCAUUGUUAUUCUUUCUGUUUUAAUACUUUGUCUAUCUGGCAAGACUGCCUCUUUUAUGUUGUAUUUAGAAAUUAAUAUACUUAUAAAAUUAAGAUUUAUUAGCC